AUGCUCGCUCAGUACGAAACGAAAUCGGGUCAGAGCAGUCCGGUCCCUUCGCCCAAGAUCGAUGCAAUCAGCAGACCCACGUUCGGCUUCGAUGACAUUCGUGACGAUCGUCGAGCGCCACUCGCUUCCGGUUCACCCUCAGCCUACGCGCCUGGUUCACCUUCCAAUCUCGCGCCCCAACUGACUUCACAGUCCCGUUCGCCCUCGCCUUUGCCCAAAUCCUCCCCUGGUCCUGCACCGACCCGCGUGCUCGGCGCGCCAGAACAGUGUUCUCGCUGUGGAUCGACAGUCUACUUUGCAGAACGAACACUCGCUGUUGGCAAGGUCUGGCAUAAACGGUGCCUGCGAUGCGCGGGCGACAAGUGUGGCAAGGCUCUAGACAGUCAUCUUCUCGAGAGCAAUGGUCUCCCAUACUGCAAAAGCUGUCAUUCUCGCCUCGAAGGUGGCGUACAGCAGCAAGGCUUCGUCCCGAUGGCAACGCCAGAUAGAGCAGGACGGAUUCGUCCGCCAUCGCCCACGCCGAGCAUGCUCGAAACGCUCGACCGUCGGCCUGACCGAAUUUCUGUGCGCUUGCCACGAACACCAGCACCAGCUGCGGCUUUCCGAUGGCGAGACUUGAGCGUCAGAACAGGUCUGUACCAUCAUCAGAGCAGACCGAGCCAGCGCGAUCUCGGUCGCAAUAGUGUGAGAGCGAGACAGCGUCGGAUCGCCUUUUGCACAUUGAGAGCUAUCCUCAUCUUGCUCAUUCUUGCUGGCACUAUUGCCUCGUAUAUCAUCUCAGCCAGCUUGAUCGCUCAGGAGCUCGACGAGCAGCGUAGAGACCUCGACAGACCUCUCAUCGUCAUCAACGAGGGCAUCAAUGGAGCUAGCUCGGCUGGCUUCAUGAUCAACCCUGUCAGCCUGGUCUUCCUUCACAUCAUCUUCAUCGUCAUCAUCCUCGUGGAGACCUAUAUCGCUUGGGCAUUCACGCGCGCACUGGCUUGGAUGUGGAUGCCUGCUAAGCCAAGAUCGACGCCACAAGCCAACUCAGCAGAGGCAAAGAUGUGCUCCGCUAGUAAGCUCAAACGGGGUGGUCUGCGCAUACUCGUCGCAAUAUAUGGUCAUCCGCCCGUGUCAGCUCGUCGCAAACCUAGAUUGCCCACAUACGACGUUGCGCUCCGUCAGCCUGUCAAUCACGCAAGACGCAUUCGCAGGGAUACUCGUGCGCUGCAAAUGAGAGGCAUCGAUAUAGAAGACGAUUUGCCAGAAGAUACACGCACUCUGCCAGGCGAUCUCGGUACGGGCGAUUGUGAGGAUCUCGAGCUAGAGAGGCUACGACGCAUGGGCGGUGUGCCGCCUGCUUAUCAUACGCGCGAGAACAGACAUUCGACCCUGCUUCUAGCCGGACCACAGGAUCCUCGUCUCAGCGGAUGGCGUCACUCGCUGCUGUCCAUCUUCAGCAUUCCCACUGACCGCGAAGAGGAUCAUGAUCACGCGACACAGCAGAUCGAACAGCAAAGCUCGCAUGGUACACCCAUCGCGUCGACAGUCAAUUCGUGCCCUACUGCCUUAUAUCAGCAGGUGCGCGCAUCGGCGUCAACACUCGUUAUCGCUGUGCAAGGACGACGCACUUCGACCGAGCCAAACGACGAAGAGGCGGUUCUGAGAUCGACGCCAAGCACGAACAACGGCAUGCAGAACCCUGUCGAUACUACAGCUCCAUCUGUCAUCGCGUAG
This is a messenger RNA of Mixia osmundae IAM 14324, 1716 nucleotides long. RefSeq lists its product as uncharacterized. The record is from RefSeq and is a predicted model, not a curated record. The transcript is spliced from 3 exons. Gene Ontology annotation, biological process: actin cytoskeleton organization. NCBI's taxonomy places the organism in Eukaryota, Fungi, Basidiomycota, Mixiomycetes, Mixiales, Mixiaceae. Gene Ontology annotation, cellular component: cytoplasm. The coding region runs from base 1 to 1716 and encodes 571 amino acids.